AAUUGUGCUAUCUACAAAACAGUGAAAUACCUAAUGUUUGGUUGGUGAGCUUGGGAUCCAAUGCUAAAUAAAUGGUGUGAGCAGCCCAGUUUAUGCAUAUAAGUCUGAGUAUACACACAAAUCAUUGUCUUGAGAAGCAUAAAAGAAAAAAAAAAAAAGGAAAAUAGAUAUAUAUUUGCUCUGAGCAGAUUUCACGUGAAGCUUCACCCAUAUGUCCGCGAGCAAGAAGUUGAUGAAAAAACUAAAUGCACAGACUUCUUAGAGAGAGAAAUUGAAAAAGGUGAAAAUUUUAAUGGCCACUACUUUUUAGAAACAGAAACUGGGUUCUGCUGCAACUCCAUUGUUGAAGAAGAUGUGUAGAAGAAGAGUUAUUAUUACUAAUUUUGCAUUCUAAGCUUGUUUUGUUUUCUGGGUGUCGGUGUUUUCUUUUCUUGUAAAACAUGUUAUUGUAUUGGUCAAACGUAAGGUGUUGAUAAGAAUGACACUAGCUGGUCCUAACGAUACACAGAGACACUAAUCCUGUCAUUUCACAAUCGUACCCUCUUUUGAAAGUGCUAGCUAGAUCUGGAGAUGGGUAUCUCAAAAUGAAAGUGAUUAAUUAAAAGUAAAGACAGAAAAGCAAAAUGUCUUUUGUAUUGUAUAUAUCCAGCCUGCCAUCAACAAUCUGUGAGAAUUUUUUGCUCGUCAACACUUUUUAAAAAACCCUUGUUUCUUGGUUUGAUUACCAUUUGUCUCCCUUUUAAUUAUGGAAAUCUUGAAAUCAAGAUUUGAUUUUUAGAGAUAUAUUGGUUGACUUAAGAGUUGUCAUUAUUAACCUCCAUCGAUGGCUAUUCCUUUGUGGUUGAAAUGCAAUCCCUCUCUCUCCUCCUCCUCGUUCUUCUUCUUCUUGUCAUUGUUCGUUGCAUUCCCACAAGUAAAAUCAGGUGAUGCAGAAACACUUCUUGCAUUAAAAGCUGUAAUUGACCCAUUGGGGUUUCUUCAAUGGGGAAGAGGAACUGAUUUCUGCGAGUGGGAAGGGGUUAAAGAAUGCAUGAAUGGAAGGGUCAUCAAGCUUGUGGUUGAAACAGUAAAUUUGACUGGCACACUGGAUGGGAAAAGUUUGAAUCAGUUGGAUCAGCUUAGGGUUUUAAGCUUUAAAGAAAAUUCAUUAUCUGGGUCAAUUCCACAACUCUCUGGCCUUACCAAUCUGAAAUCCCUUUACCUCAAUGAUAAUAAGUUUUCCGGCGAAAUCCCGGCUGGGCUUUCAGCCCUGCACCACCUGAAAGUGGUGGUUCUUUCUGGCAACAGACUAUCAGGUCACAUUUCUCGGUCUUUUGUUGCUUUGAGCAGAUUGUAUGUUCUUUAUUUGCAGGAUAAUCAGUUGACAGGUGAUGUUCCACCUUUUAAUCAGACUAGUUUGAGAUUCUUUAACGUGUCGAAUAAUUUACUCUCUGGUGAAAUCCCUGCGACAAAUUCAUUGGUUAUAUUUAAUGGAUCCUCAUUCAGUGGUAACAUUGAUUUAUGUGGUGUACAAAUUCAAAAACCGUGUAAUUUUGGUCCAUCUACUAGUCCAUCCUAUUCAAUCCCACCCAUCGAAAAAUCGAGGAAUCAUAAAAGGAAUAAGAAGCUCAUUGUUAUAAUUGUUUCGUGCGUUGGUGGAUUUGUGUUGUGCAUUUUUGCAGUCCUACUGAUUACAUGUUUGAGGAAGAGAAGUAAGAAAAAGGAGACAAAGAGUAAAGUGGUUGCACGAGGAGUAGAUGAAGGGAUUACUAGUGCUGGUGGGGAUGGUGAUAAUGGGGGAAAACAAGGAGGAUUCUCAUGGGACCAAGGGGGUGAGGGACCAGGGAGCUUGGUGUUCCUCGGACCAGGGGAUCAGCAAAUGAGCUAUAGUAUGGAAGAUUUAUUGAAGGCUUCGGCUGAGACAUUGGGGAGGGGGAGUAUGGGGAGCACAUACAAAGCAGUGAUGGAGUCGGGUUUCAUUGUGACCGUUAAGAGGCUAAAGGAUGCCAGGUAUCCAAGGAUGGAGGAGUUCAGGAGACACAUUGAAAUUCUCGGUAGACUAAGGCAUCCCAACCUUGUUCCUCUGAGGGCUUAUUUCCAGGCUAGUGAAGAACGCCUGCUUGUUUAUGAUUAUUAUCCCAAUGGCAGUCUCUUCACUCUCAUUCAUGGAUCAAGAGCUUCAGGUGGUUCAAAGCCUCUUCAUUGGACAUCCUGCCUGAAAAUAGCAGAGGACUUGGCAACUGGACUGCUUUAUAUCCAUCAGAACCCUGGUCUAACUCAUGGGAACUUAAAAUCAUCAAACGUGCUUUUGGGAUCCGACUUCGAGUCCUGCCUCACUGAUUACGGGCUGACACCUUUUAGAAACAUAGAUUCUGUUGAGGAAUCCAGUGCUUCUUCCCACUUUUACCGAGCCCCUGAAUGUCGUGACAUGCGAAGGCCACUAACGCAACAAGCCGAUAUAUAUAGCUUUGGCAUCCUUCUCCUCGAGCUCCUGACGGGAAAGACUCCAUCUCAAGACCUUGUUGAAGAAUACGGCUCGGACAUUCCUAAAUGGGUGCGAUCAAUACGUGGAGAGGAGACGGAGUCAGGUGAUGAGCCUACAUCAUCUAGCAACGAGGCUUCUGAGGAAAAGCUCAGCGCACUUUUGAACAUAUCCAUGGCUUGUAUUUCAGUUACACCAGAAAACCGUCCUGUGACAGGGGAGGUUUUGAGGAUGAUCAGAGAGGCAAGAGCAAAAGCUCAAGUGUCUUCGAAUAGUAGUGACCACUCACCCGGAAGAUGGUCAGAUACUGUUCAAAGCUUGCCUCGAGAAGAACAUCUGAGUAUUUGAUUUGUUGAUGAUUAAGCUCGUACUUGUGUGCAAUUUUUUUUGGUCCAAAUUGAAUUCUGCUUAGCAAUGCCGAGCCUUUUCCAUUGCCUCAGUCCCUUUUUUAACUUUUCUGUAGUUUUAGCUACUUGGAUGUUAUGGGAGUAAACUGGAGAUAGAACUCCAUUUCACAUUCAUUUUUAGGCAUGAUUUAGUCAUUUUCUUUAAAUGGGAAUCUUUGAAAAGGCACAAUCAUUGAAAUUUUAGCGUA
Messenger RNA from Olea europaea var. sylvestris, 3056 nucleotides. RefSeq names its product inactive leucine-rich repeat receptor-like serine/threonine-protein kinase At1g60630. NCBI's taxonomy places the organism in Eukaryota, Viridiplantae, Streptophyta, Magnoliopsida, Lamiales, Oleaceae. The transcript is spliced from 2 exons. Gene Ontology annotation, biological process: protein phosphorylation. Gene Ontology annotation, molecular function: protein kinase activity; ATP binding. Bases 824 to 2809 code for a protein of 661 amino acids. The record is from RefSeq and is a predicted model, not a curated record.